GCGCCCAUAUACUAUUUCUCGCGGUAACAUAAUAUCUUAUGCAGAUGAUAUUGUUUUCGUGUUUUUAGCGAAUUAAUAUAUGGGAUGAGGUAUUUCUGAGUGCACAAAUAGGUUUCAUUAAUGUUAAAAAGUGCCUUUAUAAUAAUAUGCUUAUCUUAAAUUCACAAAAAACCUAAUAUACCGCCCAAAAAUAUCGAUAUAUCAACUUAUCGAUAUUUUUCGUUAAUCCUAAUGUCAAAUUUGACAUGAAUCUGACAAAUCUCAUAUGUUUUUGUUAGAUUUUGUAUGGUUUUGUGUACAGAAAUGUCAAAGGAAAUGUUGAAACUUUUGUAAAACAUUAAUUUAAAGACGAUUAAUUAAAAUUUUUAUCUUUCAUUGGUUGCUAAAAAACAACAUAUUUUGUAAGGAAUUAUGAAUUAAUUAAAAUGGAUAACAAUUACGUAAAACAUACUAUAGACGGCCUCAAAUCUACCUCCUCUACUCGAGUUCAAGAAACUUUACUUAAAAUAAGAAGUAAAUUGACUACAAAUGACGAUGGGAUUAAGUUAUUUCGUGAAUGUGGUGGCUUGAAUUAUUUACUGCCACACUUACGUAAACCAAAUGAAAGAAUUCUUGAUGUUACCCUUAGUAUACUCGGCAACUGUUGUCUUGAAGAAGAAAGUAGCUUAUUGGUUGGCAAGUUAAAUAGUUUUGUACCCCUUGUCAAUAUUCUGAAGACUGUUUGUCGUGAUAGUAUAGUGGGUAGAGCUUGUCGUGUUAUUGGAAACUUGGCUCAAAGAAACACCAAUGCAGAGGGCCUGCACAAUAGUGGAGCAGUUGCAGCUCUUCUGGCUGUAAUUGAAAAGAGAGAUAACAAUACUUCUUACCCUACAUUAGCAAUGGCUGUAAGAGCUAUUAGGCAACUAUGGAUGGUUAAUGAUAAAAGAGAUGAAAUGGUUGCACAAAACACAGUGCGGAUUAUAUCAAUACUACUUACAACAGAAUGUGAGAAAGCUGGAAUCAUAAAGUCUUCAUCAAAUCAUGCAGCGGCAGAGAGUGAAGGUCUCAGAAAAAGUCAAGAGGAAUUAAUUGUUGGUAUUCUAAAAUGUAUAGGAUACUUUACCACUUACUCAUCUGUGCCAUGUUCAGAACAGAUCCAAGGUGAUGGUAGGGGAUAUCAGUGUUUAGUGGCAUUGACAAAAUCCUAUGAAUCUUUAGCUUUGAAAUGCAUAAUGAACCUUUGUUAUCUUUCUCCAUGCCGACCUCUUUUGGGCAUAGCAGGUGUAGUUGAAUGUCUUGUAGGUGUUUUACAGAAAUGUAAAGGAUUUUUGUGGUGGCCUGAAGGUGCAGCACGCGCAUUAUCUUUGCUCAGUGGAGAAUCAGUAAACAGAUCACGCUUGCGUCAUUGUGGUGGACUGCCAUUGUUAGUUGUUGCAGCUCGUGAAAACCAAUAUGCUUUACAUUCUUUACUACAGUAUGUAUUCGAUGAUUCAGCUUUUCAAAUACUGCUAAAUGAAGGGCUUGUCAAUCUUUUAACUGAUGAACUCACUAAUUACCUGACAACUAUGGAUUAUGAACAUAGCAAUGUAGAAGAUGUUUCCUCUGUAUAUUUGACGGUCCCAAGCUGUUCUAAAGCAAAUAUCAAACCUUUGGAUAAGAGCGAUGUAAACACCAAUCGAACCGAAUCUAAAGGAAACUUAUUUACACGGCGUAAAGCUAUCGUUCAUCAAAAUGAGGAUGAACUUAAAGUGGUCAUAGAGAGAGAUAACAUGAUUGUUGGAUUCGUUGAUGCUAUUGAUAGUGAUGCAACUGAAGACAGCCAAAGUGAGGAUGAAGACGAUUCACAAACUAAACGCAAGUGCUUAAAAAGGACUAGAUCUGGGAGUCCUAAAAUUAUUGAAAAGAAAUCACAAGUAAUCAAAAUGGCUAAAAAAGAUUGGUCAGCUGGUGUCUAUUGGGAACCAAAAAGCCCUGAAUGGCCUUCUGGCAGCCAAACAUCAAACACACAUGUACCACUAAGUCCAGAUAAAUCUGAUCAAGGACCCACAUCUCCAUAUGCAGACAGCUGUAAAUCUGGCUUCAGCCCUGAAUAUAGAAGUGAUUCUGGCAACAAAAGACCAAGAUGGGAUUGGAGCCCUGAGUCUGGAGUAAGCAGUGGAGAUGCAAGUCCAGUUUGGAAUAAUUGCAGAUGGAGUCCAACUAAUUCUGGACAGGCGUCACCUUUUAGCACCAAUGAAGAUAGUUCAGAUUCUGAGAUAUCUGGUCGUUAUUCGCCAGUUUGCAGCGAUACAGAAGGCGAAGUGGACGCUAGCAACACGGUUGUUGAUUUCGACGCAGCUCAGGUGGCGAAUGAUCUCGAUGAUCUCAUCAUGGACGACGACGAGAGCAACGACGGAGAUACGUCGUUGGAGGAUGGUUAUAAAAUAAAUGCUACCACUUUGACGUCACGCAUCGCCUGUGUGUUAGUGCUCUUAUUCCGAGUGUCGCAUGGCGCUUGUAUGAUGAGUUCUUUACGCGACGAACCAGUGCCAAACCAUACGCUUGAACUACUCACUGGUCAGGAAUGCCUCAACGGUCUCUUGGAUUAUGUAGAGCGAUGCAAGCGACCUUUAGGCAGAGCCGCUCGCAUUCUAGCAAGAGUUUUAAGCAACGCUCCAAGUUUGAUGAGUAUACUGAAGCACAGGCUAACCUUACGUCUCUAUAACAUGUCUAUACAUUCCAAACAUCCACCUAAUAAAUGUCUACAGUGUAAACAAAUCAUUAGGUUAAGUAGUAAGCUUUUGACCCAGUUGACGAUUCACGCUGAAUCCAGUUAUGGCAUGGGCGAAAUAAGUUACAACCUACUGAAAGGAAACACUUCUAUCAAACAAACAUUGUCACUGUCACUGCCAUAUAUAGUGAGGGCUGAAAGACAACUGAAGAAAUAUUUCAUAGACUGCAGUGCACUUAAUUUACUAUUUGCAUUGAUCGCUGAAGAUAAAGAAGAUCUACAAGUCUGCGUUACUGCUCUUGGAAAACUUGCCACUAACGUUCAUAUUAAAGACCCGAAGACUCUAGAGAACCGCUUCAAAGAUCAUAUAUGCGUCAGUUACGAUCCUAUACUAGAUAAUCUCUCUAGUCAUGAUAUAGUUACAUUUCAGUUGGACGAUUCGUCAACUGUGAAAGCGAACAAAAUAUAUCUAUGCCAAAAUUCAGAAUACUUUAGUGCGAUGUUGAUGGGUCGAUUUAAAGAAUCUGUUGAGAAAUGCGUGCGAUUGAUAGACGUCACCAAACCUGCUCUAGAAUAUCUUCUCACGCUAUUACAUUGUGGUUUGAAUAAUCCAAAAUCUGAAGUGCAGGUCUUCCCAAUGUCUGAUGAUCUGGAAACUAAUUUAGAAGUACUUUUGCUAGCUGACAGAUAUUUGUUUGAGAAAUUAAAAGAGUUGUUGAGCAGUGCCAUUUUGCAAUUCCAAAUGACACCUGAAACGGCUGAUAAAAUUUAUAUAUGGUCUUUGAGUAAAGGAAUGGGAUUUUUAUGUGUUGAAUCAGUAGCAUAUAUAUUAACAGGAAACAUGUGCGAAUCAAAGCGUACGCGUUCGUUUAAAAGAAUUUUGGAUUUGGAAUACAAAGAGCAGUGGUUAGACGAUAUCAAAUCCAUGAUAAGACGCCAAUUGAUUAAAUGAAUUUCCUAAAUUAUAUAUAAUCGCUAAGUAUAAAAUUAAAUACAGUAGGUGCCAUCUAACUUUGCUACUAAGAACUAAAGUUAGUUAAGUUAUUUGGCGCACACUGUACGUAUGUGUAUAUAAUUUGUAAAGUAGUAAUAAUUUGUAAUGAUGUAUUAACUCAAUAUACGUAUAAAUAAUAAUAUAUAUUAAUAAUAAUUAUACAUAAUAAUGAAUUUGAAUAUGUAUGCAAUUACUAGUAACAAUAGGGUAUUGGACGACUAUCAAAA
This is a messenger RNA of Diatraea saccharalis (sugarcane borer), 3910 nucleotides long. The record is from the annotation of a GenBank genome assembly. Lineage: Eukaryota; Metazoa; Arthropoda; Insecta; Lepidoptera; Crambidae.